This is a messenger RNA of Xyrichtys novacula (pearly razorfish), 6717 nucleotides long. NCBI's taxonomy places the organism in Eukaryota, Metazoa, Chordata, Actinopteri, Labriformes, Labridae. The record is from the annotation of a GenBank genome assembly.
GCCGCUGCAGCUAACAACAGUGAAGCUAACAGCCGAAGACGGGCAGCGUGGACCCUGCUGCCAAUCCUGCUGUCGACCUGCAGCUUGAAAGAAGUGAGCUACUCGACUCAUUCAUUUGCAGGAAUUCUUACGCUUUAACAUUCACCUGGACGUUUUAUUUUCUUUACAGCUGUUUGUCCGUUUUUGCUUUUUUAAAAAUACACGCGUCUCCAUUCAUGCUAGCUCCCUCAUUGACUCUCUGGCUAACAUAGCGUUAAUAUUUGCACAGCAGUCUGAGGAGCUGGCAGCAAACAUAUUUGAAAGGUAGGUGUGACGGACUAGUUUAGUCAGGUAAAUGAAUGAUAAUCGUUAGGAACUGGAGUAGUUAGGUUAAGCUCACAGGCUGUAAUGUAAGGCGAACUUGCACCAGGAGGUAAAGUGGAAUAAGUGAUUUCUAACUUUGCCCACUCUUGAUCGACAUGUUAUCUAAUAUGUAGACUCUUUACCCCCCCAACGUGACAAGCCCACAGAGGUUUCUCGAAGCUCCAUGUAACCACAGAGUCAACGACUUUAUUAUAUUUUGGGAUAAAAAUCAAGAAUUAAAUUCACUUAUCAACGAUUCUUGGAUCUGAAAUCAAAAUUUUCUGCUGUUUCUCUUUUUUUCAGGCUAAUCUGAUCGUGAGACACCACUAACAUUUAGAUAUGGGAGGUAAGUUUCUGCAUUUGAUCCAUUUUUGACACUUUUGACACAGUUUUUUUGAAAAGACUCUACUCAGCAGUAUCUAGUCUCCAUAACCUCACCGCCAGAUCAGGUAUAGCUGCUGUUUUUUCCUCCUUUUUUUGUGGUUUAACCUCUGCCACAGAAUACCCAGAAAAUCAGCUACCCCACCUACUGAAGGAAUCCACAGUAUUUAAGACCUAAGUGUGAGUGCAGCAGGAUUGGCAGGUAGAGAGUUAAGAUCGAACAGGAUUCAAAUUCAACUUUAUUUAUAUGGCACGUUUCACACAAAAGAAAAGACAAUUCAAAGUGCCUCACAGAGACUAAAAACAACAAUAAUGACAAAAACCCAUGGACCCACAUGCACACAAAGACACACACCCACUCUCACUCACUCACCCACACAUACACACAACCGCACACAGUUUGAGAAUUUAAGAUAUAUUGUUAAAGAGACAUGGCCUGACACCGAGACAUUAAAUGAGGAAAGAGCUACCUUUAGGAAACACUGGAGAUAAAAAUAGAAAUAAAAAUGGUGAAAAGAGUAAAACCUGAUGGACUAAAAUAAGAAAAUAAUAUUAAAUGGACAAAUAAGUCAAAGGGGUAAAAGAAGUAAAAACCUGUGAUGGGAAAUUAAGAAAAAGACUAAGAAGAGAGAUAAUAAAUAGAAUGACAUAAAAUAAACAUGAAGAACUUUGAUUAAAAUGAACAUUUGCAAUAAGAGAAAUCUAAAAUGGCAAUUAGUAAAAAACCUUGUUAAAAAAGUGAGUCUUGAGCCCCCUCUUAAAAAUGUCAACAGUCUCUGCGGCCCUGAGGCUCUCCGGCAUUUAAGAUAUUAAAUGCAGUCAAGUACAUGAAAUAUAAUGCAUUUAAAUUUAUUACAUGUAUGCAUUUGACAAGUAAAAUCAAUUUUAGGUCAAUUGAUUCAUCUAUGAAAAAUCAGAGAAGUGUAACCACCCUCAAAAUGUUUUCACAAUAAACACAAAAUAUAAUGCAUUAACAAAGUGCUUAAAAACAUGCCUAUUUCUCUUUCUCAUGGGAGUUUAUUCUUUUCGCAUAUUAAGAUGUUGAUAAAAACAGGAUCUUAUCCUAUGUAAAAUAUACUCAAAGACAGAGAGUUAACUUAAACUUUAUUUGUAUAGCACUUUUCACAGACAAAAGAGUCACAAAGUGCUUCACAUAGACAAAAAUACAAACGUACAUACAAAUUAAAAGGCCAAGCUGACAACAUUAAACAGUCAUAGCAGCCCCAAAAGCAAUUAAACAAAAGCCUGAGCAAAUAAAUAAGUUUUGAGUUGGCUUUUAAAGGAGUCAACAGAGUCAAUUAAGUGCACAGAGAGAGAGGAAGGUCAUUCCAAAGCCUGGGGGUAACAGCUUGGAAGGAUCGGUCCCCUCUGGUCCGAAAACGAGUGCGCGGAACCAUCAGUAGAUUCUGAUCCACGGACCUCAGAGCCCGAGAGGGGGUGUAAGGCUGGAUCAGGUCACAAAUGUAAGAUGGAGCCUCACCAUGCAAGGCUCUAAAUGUUAGGACCAGAAUUUUAAAAUUGAUCCUAGAGGGCACAGGCAGCCAAUUUAGUGCUUUAAGAAUAGGGGAUAUGCGAGUCCUCCUAUUAGCGCAGAGUUGGAAUUCUCGCUGCAGAGUUUUGCACUAACUGAAGACGAGACAGCUCCUUUUUGUUCAGACAUGAAAACAAACGGUUACAGGAGUCUAAACGUGACGACACAAAGGCAUGAACGAUGAGCUCCAAGUCAUUUUGCGACACCAUUUUCUUAAGCUUAGAGAUUUUCCUCAGUUGAAAGAAGCAGUUUCUCGUUUACAGUGUUGCACUAAGGAGAUCAGGAUGAGGCUGUUGGUUAAGACACAUUUUUUUAUUAGUAUGCUCCCAAAAGGUGACGAUGGACGGCACUCCCAGAGCACCUGUCAGUGUAGUGUGAACAUUAUUUCAACAGUGAAAAGCAGGUUUUGUGACUACAAUGGGCCCUUAAUUUAUAAGACAGAAAACUCAUAACUCAUUCAUGUUUGCAUGCAGGGCUCAACAGUGAGACUGUUUCACCCACCUUUGUGACUAAAAAUAGAUGUGUGUGAAUUGUAAAAUGUAUUUAGGGGCACAUGUGCGCAUAGAAAAAAUCAGCUGAGGCAACAAAUGUUUUUUCAUGUAAAUACCACGGUGAAGUUAAUUUAACCUUGAUUUGAUUUGACCUCCUUCCUCACUCAGAAAAAAUGGCUGCCAUCAGUGCAUGCACAUUUUAUGGGAAAAGGAAAAGUACUGAAGCCCCACCCCUUCACAUUUGGUAUCAUUGAAAAGCUCUAAAUGUCCUCUGUAGAAACCAAAAGGAGUUAAUUCAGUAGUAUGCAGUGGGUGGGAGAUAUUGAGGUUUACAAUGGUCCUCCUAGGACGGCAAAUUUGAACUACUGGUAGUCAGGAGGAUGUUGGAUAUUUGACAGACAUUCACUGCAGAUCUACCGGUGUCUUCUCACUCUCCAUAACCAGGAAUAGCAACAGCAGUGCAGUUAAAUCUACUCGGCACCCUUGGUGUUGAAUAAGGGAUCAUCAAUAAAUUACCGGUUGAUGUUUUCAAGAAAGGCUGUUUUCCUCUAAUAGCUUCCAUGUCACGUGACCAAUUGACCUAAAAUUGAUUUCAAAUCAUAGUACUCAUGUUGACCAAUAAGACAAACAUUAUUUGAUCAAUUUCAUUGUGCCCCUAAAGUUCUUCGUAUGCUCCUUUCUUUUUCAACUCCUUGUAAAAAAGUUAGUGUCAAGCCCUGGCAUGAAAUCAUUUAUGGAAUGUAUUUCUUAUACCUGAGUCCAUUUGUGGACUAAGAAAGCUAGCAGAACUUGUGCUCUGGUAUUGUUUUUUUAAGGCUGGCAUUGUUAGAUUAGGCACUGACAGUGAUGUGGUAACAGCUACCUGACUAACAGCUCAUGCAACAUAUUUUUUUAAUCCUGCAAAGUGCUGGGUAUUAGAGGCUGAAUAAUAUAAACACAAGAGUAAGCGGUGAGCUCUUGAGUUUAUUAUGUUCUUUAGGACUGCAAUGCACACAGGAAUAUGGAAUAGGUAUCAAACUUUCCAAACAACGAUCAUCAGAUCUCUCUAUGUUUGUGUAUAAAUCUCUCUUUCAGAUCCUGCUUUUCAUAGAGACUGUCCCCUUGACUGCAAGGUCUACGUUGGGAAUCUGGGAAAUCAUGGAAACAAGACAGAGUUAGAAAGAGCUUUUGGGUACUAUGGCCCAUUAAGAAGUGUGUGGGUUGCAAGGAAUCCCCCUGGCUUUGCUUUUGUAGAGUUUGAAGAUCCCAGAGAUGCAUCUGAUGCUGUGAGAGAACUGGAUGGAAGGUACAUGCGUCGGUGCGAUAUGAAAUAGUUGUUAUACAUUUUGGACAAAUUGUUUUGGAGAUAUUUGCUGUGCUUUUUUCACUCAUGUAAUGACUUUUAUUCAGGACAAUGUGUGGCUCUCAAGUGCGUGUCGAGUUAUCCACCGGGGAGAGGCGCUCCAGGAGCCGUGGCCCUCCUCCAUCCUGGAAUAGACGCCCUCGAGAUAAUUUUAGGCGACGUAGUCCUGCAGUUAGAAGAAGGUAUGUAUUUUCUACCUGACAAUCCACGUUCUGUUAACGGUCUUUUGCAGUUUGUUUUUUUUGCAUGAAAUGAUUGAUUUGUAUUCCCCCACACCCCGAUAGCAUUAAUCUAUAUUCCAGUAUACGAGUUUGGCAUGGCAGUUAAAAUCUGACUUCCUUAUUCAAUGUCAAAAAAAGGCCUCUCUGUUAAAAUAUCAUACAGGUAAGAGCUUUGACAUCUAGACGUCCAAAUGAGCAGAUGAAGUUUUGGAUCGAUUGUCUCCUUGGCGUACAUUUUUAUUGUUGAUUACUAUUGAGUUCAUCAAUAGAUAAUCAGUGGAUCUGGCUACCUCAGGAUUUGAUACAACUCUCUUUUCUUGAAGGUUUUUAAAUAUCUUAAAAUUUUGCUUUCUCUUUGAGUUCAGUUGCCGUCUAUUAAUAAAAAUGAACCCCGUUGCAGAGUCACCACCACGCUUCUCACCAUCUGAGUCAGUCAACUAGUCCUCUUUCAGCAUCAUGUGACUGCUGUCCAGCGAGCCCAAAUCAGCUUGGCUAGUGUUGUCACAUGACCCCAGGCGCACGGCAAGCCGCCAGGUUCCACCAACCUUUUGGCUCCUGAGCAUGCAGUUCCGAGCAUCCUCCUCUUCUUUCUUCAACCUUAACCCAAUCAACAGCGGUCCACUUCACAUUUUCAGCCAAUCAGCAUCUUUACCCUUUUUAUUCUCCACACAACUUCUGUGUCAACGGGGAACAGCCCUUGGCUUACAUCCCUUCACAACCUUACCCCCCAAAAAGGCAGGGAAAAUCAACAACUACCCCUUCCAACCAGCCACCAAGCAACUUCAUAUCUCCAACAUUUGCAUCAUGUGGCAAAUCCUCUCUGCAAUUCGACCUCCCUCACCAUCAGUCUGGCGUCCUUGCGUCAUUUCUUUCUUGUCCAAAUCCCCCAAAAUAGUAAGUUGCUUUUAUCCUGCUCUUUGUAGAUUUUUUUGCUUAGCGUAGCUUUCAUAGCUGCUUGAUGGUUUUCCCAUUUAGACCAACGUCAGUGCAAACCUGCCAAAAUCUAAAGAUCAAAAGUUGUGGUCAGGGAACUUUGCUGUCAGAGCUCAGUUUUCAUUUGCAAAAAAAAAGCACUUCAUUUGUUAGAUACUCAUUGUGUAAUCGUGCUGCUGAGUGCAUUUUCACUCACAUGGAUGCAGGUGACCCUUUUAUUAGCAGACAAGGAAAUAUGUGUAACCACAUUUCCACAUGCAACCCAUGUCUCCUUAAGGAUCAAGAAUACCAAAGGUUUCAUUAGUGAUCGGAAACACAAAGUUCCUUUCUAAUUUCUUUGCGUUAUUUCUGAACCUCACCUACAUUUUAGAUCACCGAGGAGGAAGACACUCAGCCGCAGUCGCAGCAGGUAAGCUUGUCACAACUGGUUUCAACUCAACUGUGUUGUACAGAUUAAAAAUCAUAAAAUUUCUAAUUUCUUUGUCAUUUUCUGGCUUUGUUUAUCAGGUCUCUUUCUAGAGACAAGCGCAGAUAUAGGUCUGUUUCCAAAGACAAGAACCGCAAGCGUUCAAGAUCCCUCUCACGAUCAGGGAGGUGAGUUUAACGUCCCUUUUUUCUUGUCAUGAUAUGCUUUGAGAUUCGAGCGUCAUCACAAAGGAUUUUUCUUUUAACUACCUACCAUUUGUUUAUGUUUAUUUUACAGUCGUUCCCGGUCUAAUGAUAGGAAGUGACCUCAAUCUAUGGCUCAUCUGUAAAUCCAGCAGUCGUUGGGAGAUACCUUUUUUUUAAGUCAUGAUGGUCUUUUGGAUUGUGUUUGUCCAUUUGAGACAGUCGAGGUUGGCCAAGAUUUAUUUUGUGCCAUCGCAAUCUUUUCAAUAACAACAAAAAACUGUUUUUUUUUCUCUCUCUCUCUGUCUGUUUCUCUCCGUUUUAAUGAUUCUCAAAAUAAGAUUUCCCCAUUUUACUGAAAAAACAUUUUUUCUUGGGUCUUUAUCUAUAAAGUAUGAUAAAAUGCGAUACACUGCAUGUUUCAAACGAAUUGUGGGUAGUUUUACAUCGUCAUUCUAUUUUUAAUGGUUGAACAUUUGUGUGGUUAAUUUUUAUUUUAUUCUAUUUUAUUUUUAUUCUUGGUUGACUUUUAAAGUAAUGGGUUACUGUGAGCUGUAUUAUAUGUAGGGAGCCUUCUUUAUACCAAUAACGGAAAUCAGAUGAGAAACAGUUGUUGUAAAUAUUGGUGCUGUUAUUUGCAGGCUGUCUUUAAAGCCUAGCAUAUGUAAAACUGUAUUUUACUCUUGUCACUUUUGCAAAAGAGAGCAUUUAUUCUAUUCAUCUUUGCUGGGUUCUCUGAGCUCUGACAAUUUAUCUUGAUGCAACUUGUUUAAUAAAUGUUUUUUUCCAAAGUUAAAAUGUUGUAUUGCUUUUUAAUUGCUGUUUCAAUAAACCACCAGGAAAAUAACUAACAUACUGGUAAGUAAA